Naegleria fowleri is the source of this 804-nucleotide messenger RNA. RefSeq lists its product as uncharacterized. The transcript has a single exon. The record is from RefSeq and is a predicted model, not a curated record. NCBI's taxonomy places the organism in Eukaryota, Heterolobosea, Eutetramitea, Acrasida, Naegleriidae. The coding region runs from base 1 to 804 and encodes 267 amino acids.
AUGAAACCAACAACAACCAAAAUUUCACUAUUUCUCGUUCUCUGCUUGUUGUUUGUGUGUGCGUUGACUCUAAUGCCAAACGUCAAUGCGACCACCAGCGAAUGCAGAUACCCAGCAGGAUCCGUCAACAACAAGCGUAAAGGAACAGUCCUUUCACAUGAUGAAAUUGAAGAAAUUGUGGAAGGUCACAUUCUCUCUCGAAUUGCUCUCGAAGAGGAUGAUGAAAAUGCUCUCACUGAAGAAGAUUUGGCUAUUUUGAGUGAACAUGCUGAAACAUUGAGUGAACAUCCGGUCUUGUUCCGUCGGUUCCGUCGAUUCUUCAGACGUGUUGGACGAGUCUUUAGAAGAAUUGGAAGAUUUAUUGGAAGAGUUUUGAAAGGAGUUUUUAAGUUAUUUGGAUUUUCUCGCAAGGCAAAGAAAAUCAUUGAAGACUCACCCAAAGAUUGGAAUGGAGCUACUGGACCAACCGAACUCAAAAAAAAGAAUCAACUUCCAUUCGUGGGUCACGUGGCCAAGACACCUUGUAUUGCUUGUCGUGUGAAUUGUAUGAAACAUUACAACGCUUUGGGAGGAUCUUUGUUCUCAAGUUGUAAGACUCAAUUUUAUUAUUAUGGAUGUCGACAAACUGCUCCAUGUUAUGAACCAACCACUGCAGAGGAUAGUGUCAUUGAAGGAAUGAUUGGAAUUUGUAUGUAUCGUAAUGGAUGUCAACUGGUUCCUCAAUGGGAACAAGUCGGUAGGAAUCUUAUGACCUUGCAACAAGUCAUUGGAAGAAUUAGACAGUCACAGGUGAGUGCAGAAUAA